Penicilliopsis zonata CBS 506.65 is the source of this 1005-nucleotide messenger RNA. RefSeq lists its product as hypothetical. The transcript has 2 exons. The record is from RefSeq and is a predicted model, not a curated record. Bases 1 to 1005 code for a protein of 334 amino acids. Lineage: Eukaryota; Fungi; Ascomycota; Eurotiomycetes; Eurotiales; Aspergillaceae.
AUGUCCGCGACCCUGGCGGAUCCAUAUCCAGACUAUACGCCCAGCUACUCUCACCAUGCCAAUUGCACGACGGAAGAACAGGGAAACCUGUUGAUAUUUGAUGCCAGCCAGACCGACUUGGAUCAUACUCAUCCGUCUUUUACCCCAGACACGCCUCAUCAAUCACUCUUUGACCAACAUCCCCCGCCGGAUCAGCGGCAUGCAGGUACCGCAAUCUUGUCAUCGGGCACGCCUCAGCCCAUGACUCAUGAUUAUUCGCAGUCUGUUCUCCUCACAUCGCAGCUGCAGCCUCAAGAUCCGCUGCAUUAUACGCCCACUGCUCUGCAGGUCUUCUCCGCUCCGCGUGGCAGGAAACGGUCUCAUGCAGAGAGCGAAGGUGAGCCCGGUCAGUUGGAUCCCACCGUUGGACCACAGCUGUCUGGCCUGCCCGCCAGUGAGGUGUCCCCCGAAGCGACACAUUCUCCCGAGUUUCUUUUUACGGUGCCCGGUGAUUCCUCUCCACACCUGCCCCCUGGCUCGAGUCAUAGAUACUCGACCCCGCAAUCUUCUGCGACGCUACCACGGCACCAUCACCAUCGCCUCCCUCCCCAGGCUUCAUUGCAACCAGAUCAACAGUAUGGUUCGGACACAUCGUCACCACCGGCAGUUCCCGGUCCGCCAAGCGUGGUAGGCCAGCCAGGCAUGCCCGAGCCCGCUCCCAGGCCACCGGGACCGAAGCUCAAGUUCACUGCGGAGGAAGACGCCCUGCUAGUCGAGCUGAAGGAGAAUAAAAAUCUCACAUGGAGGCAAAUUUCUGAUUUCUUCCCCGGUCGAACCAGCGGCACUCUUCAAGUCCGCUAUUGCACCAAGUUGAAAGUGAAAGAUACAGUCUGGUCGGACGAAAUGGUCGAACGGCUACGGCACGCGAUCGAAGACUAUGAAAAUGACCGUUGGCGUAUCAUCGCGACCAAGGUUGGCCACGGAUUCACGCCUGCAGCCUGCCGCGCAAAAGCGGCGGAUCUUUGA